Molecule: messenger RNA, 1201 nt
Organism: Phytophthora sojae
Lineage: Eukaryota; Oomycota; Peronosporomycetes; Peronosporales; Peronosporaceae
Exons: 2
Molecular function (GO): protein binding; metal ion binding
Source: RefSeq, a predicted model, not a curated record
CCCCCCCCUCCUCCUUCUCCUCUCUCUCUCUCUCCUCCCCCCUCUUCUUCUCCUCCUUUGCUUUCCCCCCGCUCUGCUCACAGGUUGACAGUCAGUCAGACAGACAGACAGACGCCAUGUCGCGCAAGGGACUCAAGGGCAGCAGCACCAUCGGCGGCAACGACGUGCUGACCAUCGACCAGCUGCGCCACCAGGACGACUGGGUGCUCGACACGGAGCGAUACAGAUGCCACGUGUGCACGCGGAACUUCACGCGCUUCCGGCGAAAGCACCACUGCCGCAAGUGUGGUGAGGUGGUCUGCGGCAACUGCACGCUCAAGAAGGAGGCGGAGCUGCCCGUGAUCGGCCGCUCGCUGGUGCGCGUGUGCAUGUCGUGCAUCCUGUCGCACGCCAACGGCCAGGCCAACCCGCAGGCGCCGCCGGCGGCCCCCACGACCGGCACCACCACGGCGUCCUCGCCGCCCCCGCGCGAGGAGCACUGGGAGGCGCAGAACUUCCACUCGCCCACGGGCAACUCGGAGGGAGACCUGUCGCACUUCACGCGCGACUUCCAGCAGCCCGAGUUCGACUACCCGCUGGACUUCAGCUGGGACCACCCGUGGCCCAAGCCUCCGAUCGUUCCUGGCGAGUCGGAGCGCCUCGAGAUCCUGCGCGGCUUCGACAUCAUGGACACCCCGACCGAGGACGUGUUCGAUAUUAUCUGCGACCUGGCCAGCAACGCUCUGAAGAGCCCCAUCGCGGCUGUGAGCCUGCUGGACGAGGACCGCGAGUGGUUCAAGGCUAGUGUGGGUCUGGCGCAGAACGAGGUGCCGCGCUCCGUGUCCUUCUGCGCGCACGCCAUCAUGUCCAAGGAGCCGAUGGUCGUCAUGGACACGCUGCUGGACAAGCGAUUCGCCAAGAACCCGCUUGUGACGGGAGCGGCCAAGAUCCGGUUCUACGCCGGCGCGCCGAUCUGCACGCCGUCGGGCCACCUUCUUGGUACGGUGUUUGUGUUUGACACCCAGCCGCGCAACUCGUGCGAUAUCGCGACGCUGGAGAAGCUGUCCAAUGUGGCGAUGAAGAACCUGGAGGACCGCAAGAACGCCGUGGCCGCGCCGCUUGAUAAUGGUGCAGCCGUGGAGGUUGUCGAGAGCGACGAGCAGCAGACUGAGGCCCCCAAGCGCCCUGCCGAGCCGCUCCGGGGAUCAGGAAUUGGAAUUGC